UACUUUGCCCGCUCAAGGUCCUUCAAUUGCCGCCAUUUCUUCAUUCCCAUCGGCUCUCAAUCUGAAUACCACUCGUCUCUUUUUUCCCCCCCGAUUGUGGGGCCGUUCACUCUUCGGAGAAAUUUCAGUAAUUCGAUGUGGAUCAACUCUGCAUUUCUUUGCAUCUUUGAGCUAUAACUUAAGUCUCUCUCUCCAAGUUGUUCUGUUAAUUGUAGACUCCAUUGAGAGAUGUGGGCGAACAUAGCCAAGCGAACUUCCUUGAGGAAGUUUAAACUAUUCUCUGAAUCCUCUUAUGUGCCUUCUUUAAGUUACAUGAGGUUUUCCGAAGGCUGGAGUUUCCUAGGGAGGAUAAGCCCCUCCGAAACACAAACGCCGGCAAACUCGAGAUUGCCAGGUGUGGGGUUUUAUCAAGUUGGUGUAUUUACUUCUAAAAAUGAGCUGGGAAUUCCCAAUUUUCGGCUUUCUGAAGACCCCUUGGGUUCUUAUUUUUCUUUGAGGUCGGCUAGAGGUUUUGCUAGUGUUGCUGAGGCUAUUGAGUCCGAAGAGUCUGAAGAAGAUUUUUCUGGGUCCGAUGACAAUCAGCAGUUGUUUGGGCAAAUGAAAAAACAAGCGAAGGCGCAACCUCAGGCGCAGAAACCAGUGCAUGAGAUGGCGGGUGCAGCGAGACACAGAUAUAAAAUGCUUUGUAGAAGGCAGGUUAAGAUGGAGACAGAGGCAUGGGAACGUGCCGCCGAAGAAUAUCAAGAAUUAUUGGCAGACAUGUGUGAGCAGAAGCUUGCACCCAAUUUGCCGUAUAUGAAGUCGUUGUUCCUUGGUUGGUUUGAACCCCUGCGGAAUGCAAUUGCCGCGGAGCAAGAGGCUUGCAGAAACAGCAGCGCGAACACUCAUGCGCCUUAUUUUAAUCAAUUGCCUGCGGAGAUGAUGGCAGUCAUUACCAUGCAUAAAUUGAUGGGAUUGUUGAUGACAAAUAGUAGUGGUAUAGGCAGCACUCGAGUAAUCCAAGCCUCUCUUCAGAUAGGUGAAGCGGUCGAACAGGAGGCUAGAAUAUACAGAUUUUUGGACAAGACAAAGAAGAGUAAGAAGAAGAAGAGCACUACUACUGUCAGCCCUGAUGGACAAUCUAAUCCUGCAACACCAGGAGAAUGUAAUGUGAUUGAAGAUAGUGAAAAAGUGGCUAGUGAGCAGGAUAAAUUAAGGAAGAAAGUUGCAAAUUUAAUGAAAAAACAGAAGAUCCGAAAAGCAACAGCACUAGUAAAGACAUUUGAUGCUUCAAAGCCUUGGGGGCAGGAAGGUCAAGUAAAGGUUGGAAGUCACUUAAUUCAACUGUUAAUAGAUUCAGCUUACAUACAGCCCCCAGUGGAUCAAGUAGGAGACGGCCCACCCGAUAUACGCCCUGCAUUUGCGCAUGCUCUCAGAAAUUUCACUAAUGAUUCACAGAAUAGUAGGAGAUAUGGUGUUAUUGAAUGUGACCCCUUGGUCCGGAAGGGCCUUGAGAAAUCUGCCAGGCACAUGGUCAUCCCAUACAUGCCAAUGUUGGUGCCACCUCGUAACUGGACAGGGUAUGACCAAGGAGCAUACUUGUUUUUGCCAUCAUAUGUGAUGAGAACACAUGGAGCAAAGCAGCAACGUGAAGCAGUUAAAAGGACUCCCUUGAAGCAACUAGAACCUGUUUUUGAGGCUCUUAAUACCCUUGGCAAUACCAAAUGGAGGGUAAACAAAGGGGUUCUUAGUGUGGUAGAUCAGAUAUGGGCCAAUGGCGGCGGUCUUGCAGAUUUGGUGGGCCGAGAAGAUGUUCCCAUCCCAGAGGAACCAGACACAGAAGAUCAAUCAGAAGUCCAAAAAUGGAAGUGGAAAGUCAAAGAUAUCAAAAAGAAGAAUAGCGAUAUGCAUUCACAGCGAUGUGACAUAGAACUUAAGCUGGCGGUUGCACGGAAGAUGAAGGAUGAAGAAGGCUUCUACUACCCUCACAAUCUUGAUUUCCGAGGACGUGCUUAUCCCAUGCACGCAUAUUUGAAUCAUCUUGGUUCUGAUUUAUGCCGAGGAAUUCUGGAAUUUGCUGAGGGACGCCCUCUAGGGAAGUCAGGCCUGCAUUGGUUGAAAAUACAUUUGGCAAAUUUGUAUGCUGGUGGUGUGGACAAGUUGAGUUAUGAGGGUCGAAUCAUGUUUGUUGAGAACCAUCUGGAUGAUAUAUUUGAUUCUGCGGACAGGCCUCUUGAAGGAAGGCAAUGGUGGUUAGAAGCAGAGGAUCCUUUUCAGUGCCUUGCAGCAUGUAUUAAUCUAUCUGAAGCAUUGAGAAGUCAGUCUCCCGAGUCCACUGUUUCUCAUCUGCCUGUCCACCAGGAUGGUUCGUGCAAUGGCUUACAACACUAUGCAGCCCUUGGGAGGGACAAGUUGGGAGCUGCUGCAGUCAAUCUUGUCUGUGGAGACCGGCCUGCUGAUGUUUAUUCAGGAAUUGCUGCAAGAGUACUUGAAAUCAUGAGAAGGGAUUCAGAGAAAGAUCCUGAAACUUAUCCAAAUGCGUUGCUUGCUAGACGUUUGAUCAAUCAGGUGGACCGGAAAUUGGUGAAGCAGACGGUGAUGACAUCAGUCUAUGGUGUGACUUAUAUUGGUGCCCGUGACCAGAUCAAGCGGAGGCUAAAAGAGCGUAAUGCCAUAGAGGACGAUUCAGAGAUGUUUGGUGCAGCUUGUUAUGCGGCAAAAACCACUCUCACGGCUUUAGAAGAGAUGUUUGAGGCUGCAAGAAGCAUCAUGAAUUGGCUUGGAGAAUGUGCUAAGGUGAUAGCCUCAGAGAAUCAACCAGUGCGGUGGACCAGUCCUCUUGGGCUUCCUGUAGUACAACCUUACAGACAAGUAGGAAGGCAACAUGUUAAGACCAGUCUUCAGAUAUUAACGCUACAACGUGAGACUGACAAGAUCAUGGUUAAGCGGCAGAGAACUGCUUUCCCCCCAAAUUUUGUUCACUCUCUUGAUGGUUCUCACAUGAUGAUGACUGCGGUUGCUUGUAAGAAAGCAGGAUUGAACUUUGCAGGAGUACAUGAUUCAUAUUGGACACAUGCUUGUGACGUCGAUAUGAUGAACAAAAUACUGAGGGAAAAGUUUGUUGAACUUUAUGAGGCUCCAGUUCUAGAAAAAUUGUUAGAGGGUUUUGAGAAAUCUUUUCCAUCAUUGAAGUUUCCUCCUCUACCUGCCCGAGGAGACUUUGAUCUACGAGAGGUUCUAGAAUCAACCUACUUUUUCAACUAGAUAUUGAAAAUUCAAAUUGCUGUUCGAGUUCUUCCUCUACCUGGGGAGUUUAGUCCCAAUGAUGGGAUUGGCAUUGUAUCUUCUAUGGGCACGACAGGUUUCAAUCGCCAUGAGGAGAGGCAUGUAGAAGAAAGAAAAUUGCAAUGCAAAAUUUGGGCAGCCAAAAUCUUUCUUGCCCUUGCCAGGCGAUCGUCUGUACAUAAACAUUGUCACAGCAGUUUUUCUUCAUGAAGAGACGUCCUUCGUAUAGGACUCCAGUCAUGUGCUACAUGUUAACUAUUCAUCAAGGAUACUUGGAAAAAUGGCGAUUCAACUUGAGAUCGUCAGACGGCACUCCAAAUAGACCUUGAGAAAAUGAUCUGCGAAUUGCUCGGAUCAGAUGCAAAGCAAAAGGAUUGAAGCCUUGGUAUUUCAUUCAAUAAGGCAAACAUAUUCGAGACGGAUGCUUCUACACUGCCUCUUGCAAAGGAGGCCAAAAUGAGUUGUCACGAUUCUUUUGUUUUUUUUUGUUUUUUGUUUUUUGUUUUGGCCUUUCAUGAGUCUUCUAAUAUAUUUUCUUGUUUUCAUUUUUGCCUUGGGGGAAGGGUGGUUUAGAAGAAUGUACCCAUUAUACCGGGGGAACUGUAAAAUGGCUGUGAUACUGAUUUUAUCAUUUGAAUUAAUAUGUAGAGUAAAUAGUACCAAUAGAAACAAUUUUACUC
This is a messenger RNA of Neltuma alba, 3944 nucleotides long. RefSeq names its product DNA-directed RNA polymerase 1B, mitochondrial. Gene Ontology annotation, biological process: mitochondrial transcription. Gene Ontology annotation, cellular component: mitochondrial DNA-directed RNA polymerase complex. The record is from RefSeq and is a predicted model, not a curated record. Lineage: Eukaryota; Viridiplantae; Streptophyta; Magnoliopsida; Fabales; Fabaceae. The coding region runs from base 229 to 3243 and encodes 1004 amino acids. The transcript is spliced from 19 exons. Gene Ontology annotation, molecular function: DNA-directed RNA polymerase activity; DNA binding.